Messenger RNA from Rotaria sp. Silwood1, 2433 nucleotides. NCBI's taxonomy places the organism in Eukaryota, Metazoa, Rotifera, Eurotatoria, Philodinida, Philodinidae. The record is from the annotation of a GenBank genome assembly.
AUGCAAGCUGUCACACCUAUAGAUGUUCAUGUUGAAAAUGAAUGGCAUGACAGUCGUCAUAAUGGAUCAUAUGUUAAAAAAAGUACUUCAACAGUAAAUCGUGGAGGACGUCAAGCAAUUCGAAUGCGUACAUGCGUAACAAAUAAAACAAGGCCUAGUAAAACAAAGUCUUUGCAUAUUCCUCAACAAGUCGUUCAACCUAAACAAGUUUUGCCUGCUCGUUCUCGAAGUCCAUCACCUAAUCGAGAACCCUGGGUUCCACCACCCGGUCGAUCAACAAAGGGACAAAAAUUUGCUUGGCAGAGUUCAAAAGCGCGUUUAGAAAUCAAUCCCGUUAUUGAUGGUCUUGUUAAUGACGAUGUUGACGGUGAAAGUAGCCAAAAUACUGAACGUAAUAAACAAAAUCUUCAUAAUCAAACAGCAAAUAUUUCAGCGGAACAAGAUGAAAAACUUCAAGAAGAAAUUCGUACAUAUGAAAAACGUAUUCAAGCAUUAAUUGAAAAUGUUGGAAUGCUUAAGGAACGAGCACGAAGUCGUACUAAUCAAGAACAAACAGAUCAACUUCGUUCAGACAUUAAUUCAUGUUUACGGGAUCUCGAACAAUCUCAAAAAAUAUGUAAUCAAAGAACAAAUAAUAUAUUGUCAUCACGCAUUUCUCGUUCAUCAUCACCAAUAAGGAAUAAUUAUCGUUCAUCGAGUGCUGAUGAAAAACGAAGUCAUCGAUUAUUACCUAAAGUAUCUUUUGAAGAUGAUCCUAUUAUUGAAAGAAGACGAGCACGUAGUACAACACCAAUACGAGGUCCACUUUAUUUGAAUCCAGAUCGUGAACGUUUAUUAAUAUCAUUAUCAGACUCUGAAGCUGAUAUCGCACAAAUUACUAAACAAUUAUCAUGUGUUAAAGAUAUUCUAACAAAACUUAAACUCGAACAUCAACCGGUUUCAUUUGAAGUUGAACAAUUAAAUCAACAACGUAAUCAAUUAUUACGUUUAAUUGAACAAUUUGAAUAUUCAAACAAUAAACUUAAAGAUUUCAUUCGUCAUCAAUAUCAUUUAGAAGCUGAACAUGGUAUUAUUAAUGACAAAAAAGAUACCUUGUUAACACGUGUACAUGAACUUCAAAAUGAAAAUGAACAAAUAAGACGUCUUUUACUUGAACGAGAAAAUGAUAAUAUUGCUUUACAAACUGAAUUUGAACGUGUAAGAACACAUGCUAUUGGUUUCGAUACAAUGAAAACAUCAUUAGAACAUAAUCGUGCUCAUCUUCAACGAGAACUUUAUGCAAAAGAAGGAGAAAUUAAUCGACUACAAUGCGUUCUACGGUCAUUAGAACGUGAUUUACAACGUAGUCGUUUUCAAUGUGAUAAUCUUCAACGAACAAUUAAACGUACACCUAUGUUUCCUAUUAAAUCCUGUGCAUCAGUACCCACUGUUGUUGCUAAAACUAAAGGAAUGACUAUUGAAAAAUUACAAACACAAUUAAAUGAUCGUGAUCGUCAAAUAGAUGAACUCGAAAGAAAAUUAUAUGAUAAUAAAAAUGAACAAAUAGUUGAUACAAACUCUGAAAUUAUUCGUUUACGUACAAAACUUGAACAUGCUGAACGUUUAGUUGCUGAAUAUAAAGAACAAUUACAUACUCAAACAUUGAAAACAUCGAUUGAUAAUAGUAAAACUCAUUUAUCUGAAAUAGAAUUAGAAAAAAUGCGUGUUCGAUUACAAAAACGACUUGAAGAACUUGAACCAUUACCAGAAUUAUUACGACAAGCUGAAAUGAAAAAUCAAGAACUUGAAACACGUAUUCUUGAACAAGAAAAACAUUUAGCUGAACAAUCAGCUUUUAUAACUGAGCUUAAUUCAAAAACAAAUGUGCAACAUCAUAUAAUUGAUCGCAUGAAAGAAAAUCAUCAUUCAUUCGAUGAUGAUCAUCGAACACUUCACCAAAAAAUUGAUACACUUCAACGACAAUUGAUUACAUUAGAAGAAGACAAUGCUACUCUAUUAAGAAAUCUCAAUGCUAAAGACGAAGCAUUACGAAAUGCUCAGUCUCGUCUCAAUGCUAAAACACAUGAAUUAGCAUCAAUGAAUAAACAAAUUAAUUUAACACAAACGGAUAUUAAAGCUCGAGAAGAUUCAUUUGGUUCUAAAGAACGUGUUUUUCAACAACGUAUAAAUGAUUUAGAACAACAAAUAUCAAAACUUCGACUUGAAUGUACUCAAUUAAAACGAGAAAAAGAUGAACUUGAACGACGUUAUACAUCCCAAUUAGGUGAAUUACGUGAUAGACUUGAACAAUCAAAUAAUAAUAAUCGAUCUAUGCAAAAUUAUGUUAAUUCUCUUAAAACAACAUAUGCAACUGUAUUUAAUGAUACACUUCCACCACCAUUUACAACAACAUCUUUUACACGAUUUACAACAACACCAAAUGUAUAUCCUUGA